AUGAAGCUCUUCCUUUCAAUUAUUGUUUGUAUUGCAGCAGUUGUUAUUGGGAUAUACAAUACUCCUAUUGUUCUUGAUAGGCUCAAAGAUUUGAUUCCAACCCAGCUUCAGAGUCAACUCUCUCAGCUUUUGUCUACCACCAACACCACCACCCCACCAGCAGAAGAAGACCUGUCUUCUUCUACACCAGUUCUCGAGCAAGAAAUCAUUCUACCCGACAACAUGACAACCGCCCGCGCAAUCCGCAUGGCCUUUCAGGCCCUCGAACAAGCCGAAGGCGCCGGUGCACGCGUGCGCCGCUCAAUCGGCACGCCUAAACUCCGCAACUUCAGCCCUUUCCUCAUGCUCGACCACUUCACAAUCGGCAAGGGCGCCGGAUUUCCCGACCACCCCCAUCGCGGGCAAGAAACCAUCACAUACCUGUUAUCCGGCGGCGUCGACCAUGAAGAUUUCGCCGGUAAUCGCGGCACAAUCGGACCUGGGGACUUGCAAUUCAUGACAGCCGGCAAGGGCAUAAUGCACGCCGAAAUGCCGCACGAGAAUGAAGACGGCAGCCCCAACGUCGGCAUGCAGUUGUGGGUUGAUCUCCCCAAGGACCUCAAAUAUGUCGACCCCCGCUAUCGGGACUUGAGGAGCACGGAAAUUCCCGUUGCGGAAGUCGAUGACGGGCGAGUCAGCAUAAAAGUUAUCAGCGGACAAUCGCAUGGCGUCGAUUCGGUGCGCGAUCUGGCGUAUACCCCGUUGUGGUUUUUCGAUAUCAGCAUAAAACCCGGUGGCAAGGUUAAGCAGAUUUUGCCCUUGGGAUGGAAUGCGUUUGCAUACACAUUGGAAGGAACUACAAACUUUGUGACAGACAACGGCGACUCGAAACCCAUCAAGCAAUUCCACAAUGUCGUCUUCCAGCAGUCGGGUGAUCAUAUUGAGGCCUACGUGCCCGAUAACGCGGAGGAAACAUCUCGAUUCAUUCUUGUGGCGGGUCAACCACUCAACCAAGAAGUGGUACAGUAUGGUCCGUUUGUGUGCACAUCAAAGGAGGAGGUAUAUCAGGCCAUGCUUGAUUUCCAGAGUGCGAAGAAUGGGUUUGAGAGGAGUUUUGGGUGGCAAAGUGAGAUUGGAAAGAGGAUGGGUCAUUUCUAA
This is a messenger RNA of Talaromyces marneffei, 1137 nucleotides long. RefSeq lists its product as uncharacterized. The transcript has a single exon. The record is from RefSeq and is a predicted model, not a curated record. NCBI's taxonomy places the organism in Eukaryota, Fungi, Ascomycota, Eurotiomycetes, Eurotiales, Trichocomaceae. Bases 1 to 1137 code for a protein of 378 amino acids.